GGCGGGGCCUUCCCCUCAGCGACGGGCGGGGCCCGGCCGAACCCCCUGUAACAGCUGAAGUGGGUUGCGAGUAGGAGGCGGCGGCUGGUCCUCAGCGGUGAUUGGGAAGAUGGCGCCUCCGGUGACGGACCGGGGGCUGAAGAGCAUCGUGUGGCAGAAGAUAAAAGCAACAGUGUUUGAUGACUGCAAGAAAGAAGGCGAAUGGAAGAUAAUGCUUCUAGAUGAAUUUACCACUAAGCUUUUGGCAUCGUGUUGCAAAAUGACAGAUCUUCUAGCAGAGGGUAUAACUGUUGUGGAGAAUAUUUAUAAGAAUCGAGAACCUGUCAGACAAAUGAAAGCUCUUUAUUUUAUCUCUCCAACAUCAAAGUCUGUAGACUGUUUUUUACGUGAUUUCGGAAGUAAAUCGGAGAACAAAUACAAAGCAGCGUAUAUCUACUUCACUGACUUUUGCCCUGAUAGUCUCUUUAACAAAAUUAAGGCUUCUUGCUCCAAGACAAUAAGAAGAUGUAAAGAAAUAAAUAUUUCCUUCAUUCCACUUGAAUCUCAGGUAUAUACUCUUGAUGUACCAGAUGCAUUCUAUUACUGUUACACUCCAGACCCUAGUAAUGCAAAUGGAAAAGAUAUCAUCAUGGAAGCGAUGGCUGAGCAGAUAGUUACAGUAUGUGCUACCCUGGAUGAAAAUCCUGGAGUAAGAUAUAAAAGUAAACCUCUAGAUAAUGCCAGUAAGCUUGCUCAGCUUGUUGAAAAAAAACUUGAAAACUACUACAAGAUUGAUGAAAAGAGCCUAAUAAAGGGUAAAACUCAUUCCCAGCUCAUAAUAAUUGAUCGUGGCUUUGAUCCUGUGUCCACUGUCCUGCAUGAACUGACCUUUCAGGCAAUGGCAUAUGAUCUACUGCCGAUUGAGAAUGAUACAUACAAAUAUAAAACCGAUGGGAAAGAAAAGGAGGCAGUCCUCGAAGAAGAUGAUGACCUCUGGGUCAGAAUUCGACAUCGGCAUAUUGCAGUUGUAUUAGAGGAAAUUCCCAAGCUUAUGAAAGAAAUUUCAUCAACAAAGAAAGCAACGGAAGGAAAGACAUCACUUAGUGCUCUUGCCCAACUGAUGAAAAAGAUGCCCCAUUUCCGUAAACAGAUUACUAAGCAAGUUGUUCAUCUUAACUUAGCAGAAGAUUGCAUGAAUAAGUUCAAGCCUAAUAUAGAAAAGCUCUGCAAAACUGAACAGGACCUGGCACUUGGAACUGACGCAGAAGGACAGAAAGUCAAAGAUGCUAUGCGAGUACUCCUUCCAGUUCUACUGAGCAAAAAUCAUGAUAAUUAUGAUAAAAUAAGAGCAAUCCUACUUUAUAUAUUCAGUAUUAAUGGAACUACGGAAGAAAACUUGGACAGGUUGAUCCAGAAUGUAAAGAUAGAAAAUGAGAGUGACAUGAUUCGUAACUGGAGUUACCUUGGUGUUCCCAUUGUCCCUCCCUCUCAACAAGGCAAACCAUUAAGAAAGGAUCGGUCUGCAGAAGAAACGUUUCAGCUCUCUCGAUGGACACCUUUCAUCAAAGAUAUUUUGGAGGAUGCCAUUGAUAAUAGAUUAGAUUCAAAAGAGUGGCCAUAUUGUUCCCAGUGUCCAGCAGUAUGGAAUGGCUCAGGAGCUGUAAGGGAGGAAGGGGAAAUUGGGAAAUUUUAAAGUUCUAAGUCAGAGAAUUACAAAGAAGAAGAAUGCAUCAUAAUCUUCCCACCAAGAUAACUCCCUUUGACCUAAGAAAAUAAUAAUGUAAUCUUUGUAUAUGGUUGGAUAAUGUAAGGAUAUGUGUGCACAUGUGUUACACAAAGGGAGCAUCUUCAUUUCAAAUCUCUCCUUUUACCUGGCCUCAUAGUGUUCUAUUAUAGAGUGGGCUGUAAUUUAUAUAUCACUCAUCUUCAGAGUUUUGCUCUUACAAAUAAUGCGGCAUUGUUUGGGUACAUACCUGUGCAAACUUACACAAAUAUUUCUAUAAUAUAAAUUUCUAGCAAGGACAUAGCUGUCUAAAGUAUUUGUGCUUUAAAAUACUGAUAGAUAUCACAAUUUAAAAUUUUUAUGUAGGGACUUCCCUGGUGGUCCAGGGGCUAAGACUCCACGCUCUCAAUGCAGGGGGCCUGGGUUCGAUCCCUGGUCAGGGAACUAGAUUCUACAUGCUGCCAUGCUGCAACUAAGUGUUGGCAUGCCGCAACUAAAAGAUCCCCCACACCACAACUAAAAAGACCCCGCAUACAGCAACUAAAGAUCCCACGUGCCACAACUAAGACCCGAUGGAGCCAAAUAAAUAAAUAAAUUAAAUAAAUAAAUACUAAAAAAAUAAAAUUUUUAUGUAGAUCAAUCCAUCACUUUUCCUGUGUGGCUUGCAAAUUUAUGUUGUACUUAGAAAUAUCUUUGCACCUGAGAUUGUAAAUUCACUCAUCGAUCUUCUAGAGCAUUUUGAUAGGUUCAUUUUAUUUUUUACAGGUAACUCUUUUAUCCAUCUGGAAUUGGUUUUAGUAUGAGAAUGUGUGCUAGAUAUUGUCUCUUAGCACUUGGCAUUAUGUCCCAUGCCUCCCCAUUCCAUACCACAGGGGAUGAAAACUAAAAAGGAAGUUUUGCAGACUCAAAGGUAAGUGGGGUUCUGAACAGGUUAGAUUCUGCCAACGACUUGCAUUUGGUCAAGUUUUGAAGUUAGAAGGGAGGCAGAGGCCAUCUGCUGCAGCUGUGCCAAUGGACAAGCAAGUUGCUGCCGACAGGAGUUGUUUGUAGCAACCAGACUCCACAUUUUAGUGUCUCUCACCUGCUUCAUGGGUAUGAGGCAAUGCUGGUGGCAACUGGUGGCAUUAACUUCCUGUUCUCUGGAUCAGAUGGUGAUAUGACCUUGAAUCUAAAAAUAUGGCCCCUAGUUUCUGCCCUUACAGCUUUUUCCAUGAGUUUUAAGGACUUAAUUCUCUAUAUGUUAAAACACUUCUUGAAAUAUCUAGAGGAGUUUCUGUUCUCCCAUGAACCCUGACUGAUACAGUAUUUAACAGAGAUCCAUCCUUAUUUCUUUCUAAAUAGUCAGAUACUAUACCAAAUUUUAUUGGGUAAUCCCUCUUUCCGCAACUGAACUGAAAUACUACGUUUCUCAUAAACUAAGUUUGUAUUUUGGUCUAUUUCUGGAUUCUGUUUUAUUGACUUAUAGUUUGUAUCUCUUUUUCUCUAUUUUAUUUUUUUUUAAUUUUUAUUGGAAUAUAGUUGAUGUACAAUGUUGUAUUAGUUUCAGGUGUGCAGCAAAGUGAAUCAGUUAUACAUAUACCAUUCUUUUCCCAUAUAAGGCAUUACAGACUAUUGAGUAGAGUUCCCUGUGCUAUACAGUAGGUCCUUAUUAUGUAUUUAAUAUAGAGUUGUGUGUAUAUGUCAGUCCCAGGCUCCCAGUUUAUUCCCUAUUUUGAUUCAUGGUGUGUUAAUAUGUGGACGUAAUCUCUGUUCCACCCAUACCAAAAUUACCGUUAUUUUUCAGAAUUCCCUGGGUAUUACAUUUUUUAAAAAUGAACUUUAGUCUCGUUAAUACCAAAAGUUAUUUUGAUAUUUUCAUUAGGUGUACAGUAAAUUUAUAGGUUAAUUUAGGGAAAAUAUGACCUUAAGAAUCAUUAUUUUCUUUAUAUAGAUCCUGCAUAUUGCCAUAAUAUUUUUCAUGGUUCCAUGUGAAUUGGAUCUUCUAUUAUGCUUUUCAAACAGAUAUUUUUUAAUUAAUUAAUUUAUUUUUUUGGCUGCGUUUGGUCUUCAUUGCUGCGCGCAGGCUUUCCUUUUAGUUGCGGCGAGCGGGGGUUACUCUUCGUUGCAGUGUGCGGGCUUGUCAUUGCGGUGGCUUCUGUUGUUGCGGAGCAUGGGCUCUAGGCGCGCAGGCUUCAGUAGUUGUGGCUCGCGGGCUCUAGAGUGCAGGCUCAAUAGUUGUGGCGCACGGGCAUAGUUGCUCUGAAGCAUAUGGGAUCUUCCCGGACCAGGGAUCAAAACCGUGUUCCCUGCAUUGGCAGGCGGAUUCCUAACCACUGCGCCACCAGGGAAGCCCUGGAUUUUUUUAUAUAUAGGAAGGUUUCUGUUUUUGAUAUAUUAAUUUUAGAACUUGAUAUUUUACUAAGUAAUGAUAAUAAAAUAAUAAUGUGCAAAUGCUUACUUUGUGCUUUAUAUGUGAGGCACUGUUUUUAAGUGUUUAUAUUACCUCAUUCAGUCUUCUCAUUUAAUCCUGUGAGGAUAGGCACUAUUAUCAUCUCCAUUUUAAAGCUGAGAAAAACAAAAGGCACAGAGAGGUAAUACAGUUUAACCUGGAUGACAUGUAUAUGUGGAGAGGAAAGGUGACAUUGAUAAACAGCUCUCUUUGUUUUUUUUUAAUUGAAGUAUAGUUGAUUUACAAUGUUGUGUUAAUUACUGCUGUACAGCAAAGUGAUUCAGUUAUACAUAUAUAUGCUUUUCUUUUAAUGUAUUCUUUUCCAUUAUGGUUUAUCACAGGAUAGUGAAUAUAGUUCUCUUCGCUAUACAGUAGGAACUUGUUGUUUAUCCAUUCUAUAUGUAAAAGCUUAACGUCUGCUAACCUCAACCUCCCACUGCAUCCCUCCCCCAACCCCCUGCCCCUUGGCAACCACCAGUCUAACAAACAGCUCUCUUUGAGACUGAGCAUGAGAACAGUACAUUGCCAGUGAGAGGGUUAAUUUUUUGGUGUCUGCAUUUUAUCUGAGAUCUUUGUAUGCCUUGGUAACUAUCUGUCCAGGGUUAGUACAUGUGUGGAACAGAGAUUCAUAGUAAUCCAAUGCCCUGUGACAAAUGGAGCUAAGAGUGUGAUGACAGCAAACAUUGGUCCAUUCAUUCAAUCACUGCACACCUCAGUGAUCACUCUGCCCUAUCACACUGAUAGGAGAUCCUUUGAGGCCUACAUUUUAGGCCUCAAAUUUCACAUACAUUUUAGGCUUAGAGUUGGAGAGACCCUUUGUUUCCUAAAUUUCUUACUGGAUUUGAAGACAUAAGAGGUCAUCACACAUAAAUUCCUACUAUAAGCUGAUUCCUUACCCCACUCCACCCUCGGUAGAAUGAGCAGUUACAGAUUCUGGUAUCAAGACCCUGAAAAAGACUUUUUUCGUUGUUGCUCCUAACUGAAACGAUUUACUAUCUCUGAAGCACAUUUUUACUUCCUUUCAAACUUUAGUUUUUGCCACACUAAUAGGUAAAAUUAUAUUUCAUUAUUUUGAUUUCUUUUAUUAUGAGUUAGGAAUAACACAUUUAUUUUUAAGGAAAUAUGUGUUGAUUUUGAUUUUUAAGAAUCAGAGGUCCAUUUUUUGUUUCAUUUUAGCACAUUGUGUCCCCCAUUUCUUGCAGUUUUGGUGUUUUCUCUAGGAAGUCAUCUUCAUAAGUUUGUGUAAUAAGUAAAAUACUUCUGGGGUGAAGACCAA
Molecule: messenger RNA, 5406 nt
Organism: Orcinus orca (killer whale)
Lineage: Eukaryota; Metazoa; Chordata; Mammalia; Artiodactyla; Delphinidae
Gene: STXBP3
Product: syntaxin binding protein 3
Exons: 18
Coding region: 110-1672 (520 amino acids)
Biological process (GO): intracellular protein transport; neurotransmitter secretion; vesicle-mediated transport
Cellular component (GO): plasma membrane; secretory granule
Molecular function (GO): syntaxin binding
Source: RefSeq, a predicted model, not a curated record